Penicillium atrosanguineum is the source of this 792-nucleotide messenger RNA. Its product is annotated as O-methyltransferase. Gene Ontology annotation, molecular function: O-methyltransferase activity. The transcript is spliced from 3 exons. The record is from RefSeq and is a predicted model, not a curated record. Lineage: Eukaryota; Fungi; Ascomycota; Eurotiomycetes; Eurotiales; Aspergillaceae. Bases 1 to 792 code for a protein of 263 amino acids.
AUGUCCAACCGACCAAACGCACCGCCUGCCCAUUCCUUAGGCCAGAAGACAUUUGCUCUGGAUGGACGCGAGGUCGACCUCCUUCAUUACAUCCACAGCCGACCCGAUAUCAAGCAACUGCGAGGAAGCCCGCAAAAAGUCGUUUCAGCUAUUGAUGAAUAUCACACAAAGUUCAACCCUCUCAUCAAUGUUGGUUCUGUCAAAGGUGCAUUCGUGACCAAUCUUAUCGCCGAGCGCAAGCCGUCAGUGAUGAUCGAGCUGGGCGGUUAUGUGGGCUACUCGGCCAUUCUUUUCGGCGACGCGAUCAGAGCCAACGGAGGAAAGCGAUUUUUAAGUAUCGAGAAGAAUCCCGAAGCGGCGGCUGUUGCUAAUCAGCUCGUUGACCUUGCUGGAUUACGUGAUACUGUCCGCGUCCUUGUCGGUGCUAGCGACGAGGUAUUGCGGGAGCUUGUUGGUGAUCGCAAGGAAAUCGCCCAGGUGGAGAUGAUUUUCAUUGAUCAUUGGCAAAAACUGUAUCAACCAGACUUGUGGUUACUUGAGGAGUUGGACGUCCUUGUUCCCGGGAAAUCCGUGCUUCUUGCUGAUAAUGUGAUCAUGCCUGGCGCACCUGAGUAUUUGGAGUGGGUUCAGGCAACGACUAGGCAAAAAAGAGAGCUAGUCAAGAAGCUGGACGUUGGCUCGCUUACACCAAACCCUAACCUCGUGUAUGAGACCAGUGUGUCUGAGUUUGACACUGACUUCGGAAAGGAUGGUAUAGCUGUGACAAGAGUGGUGGGGAAAGAGAGUGUUUGA